Messenger RNA from Cajanus cajan (pigeon pea), 5606 nucleotides. Its product is annotated as protein ESSENTIAL FOR POTEXVIRUS ACCUMULATION 1. Lineage: Eukaryota; Viridiplantae; Streptophyta; Magnoliopsida; Fabales; Fabaceae. The record is from RefSeq and is a predicted model, not a curated record. Gene Ontology annotation, molecular function: protein binding.
ACCCUUUUAAGUUUUAACGUGCACCCCAUCAUUUAUCAUCCAUUUGAGCCUUAACCUAUAUUCACCUCUCUCACCCCUUCGUUUCAGUGCACAGUUGCUUCAAUCGUAAUUGUCGAAUACUCUUUUACUUCGAUCAACCAUGGCUGACCGCACCUCCGUCACUCCCCUCCACAUCUCUGCCGCACCUCCCUUUCCGAUCCCCAAAGAUUUCCAUGGCCCUGACAAUCCGAUUCCACUUUCACCACAGUGGCUUCUUCCAAAGCUAGGGGAGAGUAAAUCUGCAAUAGGAACUGUGGAAAACCCUGUGAUCUCAACUCCACCAAAUGGCAAUCGCUCAGAGACUUUUAAGACAUCUGGAAAUGGAGAGGAUGUGAAUGAUGGCCAUAAGAAAAAGGAUGUCUUUCGACCAUCCAUGUUUGACUCUGAAAGUGGACGCCGUGACCAUUGGCGUGAUGAAGAGAGAGAUACUAAGUCCUCCAUACACAAGGAUCGCUGGAGGAGUGGAGACAAAGACCCCAGUGACACUAGGAGAAUGGAUCGAAGGACUGAAAAUUUAUCCACGAGGCACUUUGGAGAAGCACGCCGUGGCACAUCUGAUAGAUGGAAUGAUUCAGGCAAUAGAGAAACAAACUUUGAACAGCGACGUGAGAGUAAGUGGAACACACGCUGGGGUCCUGGUGAUAAGGAGCCAGAAGGUCUUCGUGAAAAAUGGAGUGACUCUGGUAAAGAUGGUGAUCUGCAUGUGGAGAAAGGUUUGUCUAACAUUUUUAAUCUUGUUAAGGAUGAAAAGGAAGGAGAUCAUUAUCAGCCAUGGAGACCUAACUCCUCACAAAGCCGUGGAAGGGUAGAGCCUACCCAUCACCCGAAUGUGACACCAAACAAACAAGCGUCUGCGUUUUCAUAUGGGUGGGGCCGUGGGGAAGAUACACCUCCAGUCAUUUCUUUUGGACGUGCUCGUCUUGGCUCUGGUGGUAACUCUAUUAAUGGCACAUAUAUGCAUUCUCAAUCUGGGAUUUUAGUGGAUAAAGUUGAAUUUGAGCAUGGAGAAGCUCAUCACUUUAGAUAUAGCAGGACAAAUUUGCUUGAUGUGUACAGAGUCGCAGAUAAGCAAACAAAUAGAAAACUAGUGGAAUUUGUGCAGGUGCCUUCUAUUACACAGGAUGAACCAUUGGAACCUCUUGCUCUUUGUGCACCAAAUUCUGAGGAACUGUCUGUAUUAAAGGAUAUUGACAAAGGGGAAAUAAUUAGUAGCGGUGCACCUCAGGUGCCAAAAGAUGGACGGAACCCAACAGAAUUUAUGCAUUCAAGACGAACGAAUCUUGUAAAUGCACAUUUCCAAGAUAGAGCUGAAGAUACUGGUUCUUACAAAAUGGCUGCUGUGGUUCCUAGAAAUAAAGAAUCAACCUAUGAAGAAAGUAAUUCUGUUCAUCUUAGUGCUACAUGGCAUGGCACUCCUCUUGGUGAACAUGCAGGCACACUCAUGCAUGAUAGCAGAGACAUCUCUGGUGAUAUUAAAUCAAGAAACUCAGAAAUGAGCCGGUCACACCAGCCAAAAGAUACUCAUGUGGCUAAGUGGAAAUCUAAUGGGGAUCCCAUUAAGAGGCAGUUAUCUGGCAUUUUGGACAGUGAAUUUGAAUCCAGGAGAGUUCAACAGACUUGUCCAGAGGAGUUAUCACUCUUCUAUAAAGAUCCUCAGGGUCGCGUUCAGGGUCCAUUUAAAGGAAUAGAUAUUAUUAGUUGGUUUGAGGCUGGAUACUUUGGCAUAGAUUUGCCUGUUCGCCUGGAAAAUCCAGCAUCUGACUCGCCAUGGCUACAACUUGGUGAUGCCAUGCCCCAUUUACGAGCUAAGGCCGGACCCCCACCUGGAUUUCCUGCUGCAAAACUUGACACUACAGAGGCAUCUGGGCAGCAAAAUUCCAGUACCUUUGGGAACAUGCAUACUGGUUUAAGUGAGGUUGAGAUGCUGAGAAAUGAUUCUAUGCAUAGGAGUUCUACUACAGAAGCUGAAAAUAGGUUUUUGGAAUCACUGAUGUCUGGUGGCAAGAGCAGUUCCCCACUUGAUAGUCUCACCCUACCAGAAGGUUUACAAGGGUUUCUUGGUAAUAAUUCUGUUAAUUUGGGCCCAUCAGUGGAUAGUGGGAACCUUUACUUGCUGGCCAAGAGGAUGGCACUUGAACGACAGAGAUCCGUACCCAAUCCUUAUAUGUCCUGGCCAGGGAGGGAUGCAGCAUCACUUCCACCAAAAUCAGACAUUUUUCCAGAUGCAUCACCACAUUCAAAUAUCUUGUCUGACAAUUCUUGUCAGCUUCAGUCCCAAAAUUCUGAAUUGAUAUCAAUAAUCCAAGGAUUAUCUGAUAGAUCAACCACAGGCUUAAAUAAUGGCAUUGCUGGUUGGCCAAAUUUUCCUUUGCAUGGUGGAUUGGAUCCUAUUCAGAAUAAGAUUAACUUGCAUCAUGAUCAAAAUUAUGUUCAAAUGCCAUUUGGAAUUCAACAACAAAGGUUGCAAACACCAAAUCAAUUGUCCUUAAAUAACUUAAUUGCUCAAACUUCGGAUAUUCCAUCUAGUAUUUUGACAGCAGAGAAGUUGCUUUCUUCUGGUUUAUCACCAGAUCCCCAAAUGUUGAAUAUGUUGCAGCAGCAACACUUGCUACAGUUGCAUUCUCAGGCAGCUGCUCCUUCACAGCCAAUGCCUUUGUUAGAUAAAAUUUUAUUGCUGAAGCAGCAACAGCAUCAGGAGGAGCAACAGCUGUUAUUGCGUCAACAACAGCAACUGCUUUCUCAAGUACUGCAGGAGCAUCAGUCUCACCAGCACUUUGGUGAUUUAUCGUAUAAACAGUUGCAGGGAGGUGGAAUACCUCUGGGGAAUUUGCAUGUGGGUCUUUCUCAAAUUCAACCACCUAAAGAGAUUUUUCCCAUGAUGCAUGAUGAGCUUACUACUAAUUCUUUGGAUUUACCGCUGAGUGUUAGCCAGGACACUAGCUAUAAUAUAAGCAGUGAAUCUUCUGCCCAGCUGCCUGACCAAUUAUUUGAGAAUAUAAGUCAUCAAAACAGCUGGGGUGCUACACAUCCUGAGCAAAUUAAUUACAAGUCCCAGAAGGAAACAUUGCCUGUAUCAGCUUCUGUUGAAGGUUCCCCAUUGCAUGAACUGAACAGAGCCAAAGAGGAACCUGACAUUGCCCAGAAUCCUCUAUCCUUUUCUGACUAUACUGCUAAAUCCAUCAAGCAGAUGCCAGACAGUACUUGUGCUGUUGAUGUGCAUGUGAGUGCAACUUCCGAGUCUGGUCAGAAAUCUCAUCCUGAACAGUGUGUUGCACCAGUUGCUGUGUCAGCAGGUGGAUCUUAUGGUCCUGGGUUACCACUAGGUAGUCAAUUGAGUAAAGAUGUGGAGAUUAAACCAGAUAGUCUUGAAGAGCAGCAGGGUGGGCAAGACAGCUCAAAUAUUGAGUCCUCUGUGGCAGAUGUAAGAAGUGUUGAAGCACCUGAACCCAAAAAACCUACUGAGAAGAAAUCUAAGAAGCAAAAACCUUCUAAAUCUCAGUCUUCUGAUCAGGCAAAGGGACUGCUAAAAAAUGUGACUUUGCAGCAGUCCAAGAAGUCAGAAACUGAGAAGCCGAAUCAUAGUGAAAGAAAUUUGGGAGAAGGCAACAAGGGUGAACCAGUUCAUGAAACAUAUCUUCAACAAACAAGGGGUAAGGGUAAACAAUCUGCAAUUGUUACUGCAGAAAUUGAUGAUCAUCAAGAAGUGAGUGGUCGCUCUACUAAUAUUCCAGGAAACAUCACUGAAACAGUUGUUGAGAAUGAGUUGAAGGCAGUCAGUUCUGUUGCCACACAGAAUACUGAAUUACCUUCAGGGAGAGCUUGGAAACCUGCUCUAGGUUUCAAGGCAAAAUCUCUCUUAGAAAUUCAACUGGAAGAACAAAAAAAGGCACAGACCGAAAUGCUUGUAUCUGAGGUUGCUACUAAUCCUGUCAAUUCCAUGAGCUCAACAUCUCCCUGGGUUGGAGUUGUGGCCAAUCCAGACUCUAUGAAGGUAUCUAGUGAUAGGCGCAGAGAAGCAGAUAAUACUGAAUAUCUGGCUAAAUCUCAAAAUAGUAAAAGCAAGAAAAGCCCAUUGCAUGAUCUAUUGGCAGAAGAUGUACCAAAAUCUAGUGAACGAGAUGAUAAGGUUCCAGUUAGUAUGCUCCCCUCACAAAAUAUAGCUGUUCAUUCAGAACCACUAGAUGAUGGAAACUUUAUUGAAGCUAAAGACACUAAAAGAAACCGGAAAAAAUCUACAAAGUCAAAGGGUUCAGGAGCUAAGGUCUCGAUGUCAGUUGCUUCUAGUGAAGUGCCCACAAGUCACAUUGAAAAGGGAAAAAGCUCCCGCUCUAUUCAGCAGGAUAAGGAACUACUGCCUGCCAUCCCUUCAGGACCCUCUCUGGGAGAUUUUGUUCUUUGGAAAGGAGAGCCAACAAGCCCAUCUCCUCCUCCAGCAUGGACUACUGAUUCCGGUAGGAUUCCAAAACCUACAUCCUUAAGAGACAUUCUAAAGGAAGAGGAAAAGAAGUAUGUUCUCCCACACCAACUGCCUACACCUCAUAAAUCACAGCCUGCCCAACCUGCACGGAGUAGUGGUUCUUUACGGUCAAUUACAGCUUCAUCUCCAUCAAAGACUGUGCCUUCUGGCCAGAUGAACUCCCAAGCUUCUCUGUCAACAUACAGAGUGGAUGAUGAAUUGUUUUGGGGUCCAGUUGAGCAAUCUAAGCAAGAAAAUAAGCACAGGUCAGAUUUUCCUCAGGUUGCUAGUCAGGGAAGCUUGGGUUCUAAAAGUGUUUCCAUGAAAGGUAAUUCACCUGGAUCAUUGAGUCGACAAAAAUCUGGGAGUGGCAAACCAAUUGAGCGGUCUUUAUCAUCAUCACCUGCCUCUUCUCAAUCUCUGCUAAAACAGGAAAAAGAUGCAAUGACCAGGAAUUCCGAAGCCAUGGACUUUAGAGUUUGGUGCGAGAAUGAAUGCGUUAGGCUUAUUGGGACCAAAGAUACAAGUUUCCUUGAGUUUUGCUUGAAGCAGUCCAGAUCUGAAGCAGAGAUGUAUCUCGUAGAAAACCUGGGAUCAUAUGACCCUGAUCAUGAAUUCAUUGAUAAAUUCCUCAAUUACAUGGACUUACUAUCAUCAGAUGUUUUGGAUAUAGCUUUUCAAACCGUGAAUGAUCAGAAAGUUGCUGGAGGCAUGAUAUACGGAAAUACAGAUGUACAGGAUCUAGGUUACUAUGAUGGAUCCUUCCCAAAAGUUGGAAAGAAGAAAGGUAAGAAAGGAAAAAAGGUUAGCUCUUCAGUUUUGGGAUUCAAUGUCGUGAGCAACCGGAUAAUGAUGGGUGAGAUCCAGACUGUAGAAGACUAAUAUUAACACAGGUUAUUGCGGAACGUGUAAAUAUGUUUUAGCCAUACUUUGUAUUUUUGUAAAUAAUUUUUUGUUUUUUUUUUCUUGGCUUAACAGUAGCAGCAUCAAUUGGAUCUGCUCAAGCAAUUUUGUCGUCAUAGUGUAGAAAAUUUUUGACGUUUGAUCACGCUGACAAAUUUGUAAUCUCAUGUCAGCUUUAACCUGAUUCAAUUAAUUUUCUUUUUAUUAU